CAACUCCCGCUCCUCCCCUUGCUCCUCCCGCUUCCUUCUAGACUGGCCUCCGAGAGGAAACUGAAAGUGAAAUUUAGAGAGCGGGAUUGUGAAAGCGAAGCUGGGAACCGGUGGCCAACGCUGAGGACCCUGGUAAGCCUCAAAGAUGUCUCUGGAAAAGAUGUGGGAGGAUGUCACCUGCUGUGUCUGUCUGGAUCCCAUGGUGGAGCCUAUGAGUAUCGAAUGUGGCCAUAGCUUUUGCAAGGGAUGCAUCUCUGAUGUUGGGAAAGGUGGGGGCGGUUCAUGUCCUGUAUGCCGGCAACGCUUUCUGCUCAGAAACCUCAGGCCCAAUCGGCACAUAGCCAACAUGGUAGAAAACCUGAAACAAACAGCCCAGGGUGACAAGAAGGGGACCCAGGAAGACUGCUGCGUGAAGCAUGGAGAGAAACUUCAGGUGUUCUGUGAGGAAGAUGGGCAGGCCCUUUGCUGGGUGUGCGACCACUCCGGGAAGCACCGUGACCACACCAGGGUCCCUGUUGAAGAGGCUGCUCGGAUAUACCAGGAGAAGCUCUGUGUGGCUUUAGAAAAACUGAGGAAAUGGAAAGAGUUAGCCGAAAAGCUGGAAAUGGAUCUCGAAAUGCAAAGAAUAGACUGGAAGAAGAAUGUGGACACACAGAAGUCAAGGAUUCACUCAGAGUUUGUGCACCAGAGUAGCUUGUUGGCCAAGGAAGAGCAGAGGCAGCUGCAGAAACUGGAGAAGGAUAAGAGGGAGCACCUGAAACUUCUGGGGGAGAAGGAGGCUGAGCUGGCUGAGAAGAACCAGGCCCUGCAGGAGCUGAUCGCAGAGCUGGAGAGGAGGAGCCGGUGCCCCAAGCUUGAGCUACUGCAGGAGGUGACGAUUGUCCUGGAAAGGAGUAGAUCCUUCAACCUGGACACAUUAGAUGUUGCCUCCCCAGACCUGACAAGUACGUGCCAUGUGCCAGGGCGGAAGAAGAUGCUGAGGACAUGUUGGGUGCAUAUUACUCUGGAUCAGAACACAGCCAACUCAUGGCUCAUCAUCCCAAAGGAUCGGAGACAAGUGAGGAUUGGACAUACCCGUCAGAAUGUGCCUGAAAAUGAGGAGAGAUUUAAUAAUUACCCCAUGGUGCUAGGUGCCCAGAGAUUCACCUCUGGGAAGAUUUACUGGGAGGUAGAUGUGACCAGCAAGGAGGCCUGGGAUCUGGGGGUUUGCCGAGAAUCUGUAAAGAGGAAGGGGCAGUUUUCACUCAGUACUGAGAAUGGUUUCUGGACCAUUUGGCUAUGGAAAAAAGACACCUAUGAGGCUGGCACCAGCCCCCAGACCACCCUCCACCUUCAGGUGCCUCCAUGCCAAGUUGGGAUCUUUGUAGACUAUGAGGCUGGCAUUGUCUCCUUCUAUAACAUCACUGACCAUGGCUCCCUCAUCUACACCUUCUCGGAGUGUGCCUUUGCUGGACCUCUACGGCCCUUCUUCAGUGUCGGUUUCAAUGAUGAUGGAGGAAAUGCCGCACCUCUAAAGCUCUGUCCACUAAAGAUGUGAUGAGGAGGAGCCAGUGCCUACUGACAGCACUUUCUGGACACUGUUACCUCCUCCUUGUCAUGAUCAAAGUCCAAUGACUACUGAAGGCCGUGUCUGGAUACUGUUACUCACAUCCUAUUGGUGUUCCUCGGCUGUAGACUCUGCCCUUUUUGCCCAUCCAGUUGAAACCCUCCCACACCCUCAUCUCUUUAGAGGAGUCAGGGCCCCAGAAUGAAGGCAUUAGCUGGGGGCAACAGAAAGUCAAUGUCAACUGACCUUCCACUUGAAUAUUCCUAACAUAGGUUCCUUAAUGAUUCCCUCCGUUGAAACAGAGUCCUCACAAUGGACCCACACUCAUCUAGCUCAGUCAAAACCACAUUUCUGCCUCCUUUGUGUGACUUAUUUUGUUUUCUUUUCUCAAUUUCUUGACUGUUACCUUUGACCAGAUGCCUAUCUAUUCAGAAGGGCUUCCUUCUGUGUCUCAGAAUUUUGUCUCAGUCCUUGUUGAUAAAGCCCAAAAUAUGUGUCUUUAACAUUGUACAUCUUUUGGUUUGGGUUGGAUUUUUUGUUACUGGAGAGGUUGGAGUUUGUUUGUUGCUUUUCCUCCUUGGAAUGCCCUAUGCACUUCUUCAUUUGUAGACUUGGGUCAAGAAUAUCUUCCAGGGUGACAAACCAGAGCCAGAAUAAAGUAGUGAAAGUGGUUCAGGCAAGAGCUGAAUGUAACACAACAGUAUACUCAUGUCCCCCACGGUAGCCGCAGUCUAGGCGCCAUGUUAGCCUGGUCAGUGAGUCCCUGUAGUUGAAUCUCACAAGGAAGAGACAGCUGUGCUCAGAGGCAGACUGUUAGCAGUUUAUGGGUGUGCUGUUCCCUGCUUCCAUUGCCUCGAAGAACAUGAAAUUAGUAGCUGACUUAGAACACAAACAUAUCCAGAGCUUCAGAAAUACUGUAAGCAGAUUUAAGAUGAAGGAUGGAUAAAUGCACAAUAAGGAAAAUAAUUCAGCCAGUAGUUCCAGAAGUUUUUCCAUAUACUGUGAAUGGAACCAGUUAGGACCCCACAGCUGCCAGGGUCAAGAAAGUGCAGCUGCCCCCUUGUUCAACUCAAACCAAAGAAACCUCUGGGCUCUCGCAGUGUGGCCUCCCAGAGACCCAUGUCAACACAGAACUACAGCCGCUAAGGGUUGCGGGGGGAAGAAUCCUGUGGGAGCAAGCACUGGGGUGAAAAGUACCCCGUGGGUGCAACAGGUCAGAGUACCAAAGCUUACUGCCGAAGACUUACAAGAAGAGAGAUGUCUACCUCGGACAGCUCAAAGAAUUGUCGAACUAACUGGCUAGGAGGAUGAACAGAGGACUAUAGACAUCCUCGAUGCCUCAAAUGAAGGCUUUGUGGUACCCAGUGAAGAGGCCCAGGGAUAGAACUGGAAGAGUAUCAAAAGUUGGACCAGAAAAAAAAACAUGUAUUUCUUUCAUUCCAAAUCAUGUAUAACAAUAUGAUGUUCCCUUUUGUUAUCCGUUCUUAAGAAAUCCCUUGUGGCUUUGUUUGUCUUAGAAGUAUGCUUUGCAGAAGCCCCCCUCCCUUCUUAAUAACUUUGAGGUCAAGCUUUGACCUUGUAGCAGAGCAGUGGGUUUGUCCAUUCAGGGGAACAAAGUGGCUGACCAUGGGGUUCACCGUGUGACUGAUGGUCACACUGUUUGGACAAAAAGUGGUCUUUGUGGAACGAAAUAUAAACACUGAACUGAACUUUGAGCUAGUGUAAAGUGUGGCAAAGAAUGUUUGGAGAAAUAAAUACCUUGAGAGUAUUUAAAAUA
Molecule: messenger RNA, 3323 nt
Organism: Peromyscus maniculatus bairdii (prairie deer mouse)
Lineage: Eukaryota; Metazoa; Chordata; Mammalia; Rodentia; Cricetidae
Gene: Trim21
Product: tripartite motif containing 21
Molecular function (GO): protein binding; zinc ion binding
Source: RefSeq, a predicted model, not a curated record